Solanum dulcamara is the source of this 3075-nucleotide messenger RNA. RefSeq names its product protein TORMOZ EMBRYO DEFECTIVE. Gene Ontology annotation, molecular function: protein binding; U3 snoRNA binding. Gene Ontology annotation, biological process: endonucleolytic cleavage in 5'-ETS of tricistronic rRNA transcript (SSU-rRNA, 5.8S rRNA, LSU-rRNA); endonucleolytic cleavage to generate mature 5'-end of SSU-rRNA from (SSU-rRNA, 5.8S rRNA, LSU-rRNA). The record is from RefSeq and is a predicted model, not a curated record. Bases 168 to 2786 code for a protein of 872 amino acids. The transcript has 14 exons. Gene Ontology annotation, cellular component: 90S preribosome; nucleolus; small-subunit processome. NCBI's taxonomy places the organism in Eukaryota, Viridiplantae, Streptophyta, Magnoliopsida, Solanales, Solanaceae.
AAUAAUAAAAAAAAUUCUAUUCCUCUAAAACCCUAAACCCUGUCCCUGUUCCGCCCUUCAGAGAACUGGCGCAAAGUUCUUUAUACUUCUAUCAUCCUCUGAUAAUUCUACACAUUGUGGGCGGUGUUCUUGAAUCUUGCUGCCCUAAACAAGAGUAAGAGACUAAAAUGGCGUCAGUAUCAUUGAAGAAGAGUUACAAGUGUGUGCAGUCCCUGCAGCAGUUCUACACAGGAGGGCCUUAUGCCGUCGCUUCAGAUGAAUCGUUUCUUGUAUGUGCGUGUGAUGAAGCAAUAAAGAUUGUCGAUUUAUCAAACGCUUCGAUAAAAUCUACAAUAGAAGGUGAUUCUGAAGCAGUAACAGCUCUUGCUCUUAGCCCUAAUAAUAAUUUCCUCUUUUCUGCUAGUCAUAGCCGACAGAUUAGAGUUUGGGACCUUUCCACGCUGGAAUGCCUACGUUCCUGGAAGGGGCAUGAAGGACCUGUAAUGGGCAUGGCUUGCGAUGCAUCAGGUGGAUUGCUGGCAACAGCUGGGGCUGACAGGAAAGUUCUCGUGUGGGACGUUGAUGGAGGCUUUUGCACUCAUUAUUUCAAAGGUCACAAGGGGAUUGUUACCAGCAUUAUGUUUCAUCCUGACCCAAAUCGUCUGCUGCUGUUCUCUGGUGGUGAUGAUGGUUCUGUAAGGGUCUGGGAUCUGACAAGGAAGAAAUGUCUGUCAACACUAGAGAAACAUCAAUCAGUUAUCACUUCCAUGGUAAUAUCUGAAGACGGAUGGACUUUGCUUAGCGCAGGGAGAGACAAGGUUGUAAAUAUCUGGAACUUACAUGAUUAUGGCUGCAUGACCACCAUACCAAUGUUUGAGUCACUUGAAGCGGUGUGUAUAAUUGGUCCAGAAUCUCCUUUUGCUGCAUUCCUGUCUUCGUCAACAUAUCCACAGACAAGGAAGAGAAGUGAUGUACCAUCAAUUAAUUUCAUCACUGUUGGCGAGCGAGGAUUGGCUCGGAUAUGGAGUGCUGAUAGGGCACUGUGCCUUUUUGAGCAGAAAUACUCUGAUAUUGCCGUAAGCUCUGGCGAAGAAGAUUCAAAGAGAGGCUUUAUUUCGGCUUUGAUUAUGCCUGCAAGUCAGGAGUUACUUUGUGUUACAGCUGACCAGCAGUUUUUUCUUUAUUAUCCUGAGGAAUCUGAAGGUAGUCUGAAUCUAGUUCUUAGGAAGAGGUUUGUUGGAUACAAUGAAGAGAUUGUAGAUAUGAAAUUUUUGGGUGACGAGGAACAGUUCCUUGCUGUUUCGACAAGCGUAGAGCAGGUGCGAGUGUAUGAUCUUACAUCAAUGUCGUGCUCUUAUGUCUUGGCUGGGCAUACUGAUGUUAUUUUGUGCCUUGAUACCUGUGUAUCAAGUUCUGGAAGAACACUUAUUGUAACAGGGAGCAAGGACAACACCGUUAGGUUAUGGGAUUGCCAGAGCAAAGCUUGUGUUGGAGUUGGCAUAGGUCACAUGGGAGCUGUUGGUGCUGUUGUUUUUUCGAAGAAACAGAGAAAUUUCUUUGUGAGUGGUAGUAGUGACCGUACUCUGAAGGUAUGGAAUUUGGAUUCUGUCCCUGACAACAAUGCAGAAGUUCUAACUUUGAAAGCAAAAGCAGUUGUAGCAGCGCAUGACAAGGACAUUAACUCUUUGGCGGUAGCACCAAAUGACAGUCUUGUUUGUAGUGGAUCCCAGGAUCGUACUGCUUGCAUAUGGAGACUUCCAGACCUAGUAUCAGUGGUUGCACUGAAAGGGCAUAAAAGGGGGAUAUGGUCUGUGGAGUUUUCGCCAGUUGAUCAAUGUGUGAUGACAGCUUCUGGAGAUAAGACGAUAAGGAUUUGGGCAAUAUCUGAUGGAACAUGUUUGAAAAUAUUUGAUGAACAUAGAUCUAGUGUGUUAAGAGCGUCAUUUCUCUCCCAUGGCACCCAGAUUGUUUCUUGCGAUGCUGAUGGUAUGGUGAAGUUGUGGACAGUUAAGACCAAUGAGUGUAUUGCGACUUAUGACCAACAUGAGAAUAAGAUUUGGGCCUUGGCUGUUGGUAAGAAAACAGAAAUGCUUGCAACUGGCGGUGGUGAUGCAGUGAUCAAUUUGUGGCAUGACUCAACAACUUUAGAUAAAGAGGAAGCUUUUCGUAAAGAAGAGGAAGGCGUUCUAAGGGGUCAAGAGCUAGAAAAUGCUUUAAUAGAUGCUGACUACACAAGAGCAAUUCAGAUUGCAUUUGAGCUUCGCAGACCACAUAAACUUCUACAGUUAUUUGGCGAACUCUACAGGAAGAGCGAUAUGGAAGAUCAGAUCGGAAAAGCACUAAAGGCUUUCAGUAAGGAAGAGUUUCGCUUGCUUUUGGAAUAUAUCCGGGAAUGGAACACGAAGCCAAAGUUUUGUCAUAUUGCACAAUUUGUUCUUUCGCGGGUAUACAGUAUUCUCCCAGCUACCGAGAUUGUUGAGGUACCUGGACUUACAGAACUUUUUAAAGGUCUUAAACCUUAUACUCAGAGGCAUUUCAAUAGAGUAGAUAGAUUAGUAAGAAGCCUAUGCAUUUUCCAGUAUACUUCAGCUGUAAUGUCAGUCAUUGAACCAGAAGGUCCGGGGAAAUUGGAGGACAAGGAUGCCAAACUUCUUAAUGCUGCAGAUAUCGAGCAGUUAAGUGACGUUACCUCAACGGAGGAAGAGCAGCACCAUAAAGAAUUGAAAGAAAAGAGUUCUUCAAAAAAGCGAAAAAACAAAUCAAGACAUGCUGCUAGUAAGAAAGUGAGGGGGGGGGGGGGUGAUUAACUCGUUUGAUUCAGUGGCGUAAGCUGUUGCAUUUUCUGAUUAGUUGAGCUAGUCCCUUCCCUAUGUCGACCUUGAUGUUCCUGAUGUUCAUUGAAACGGGUUGCACAUGCAAAGCACAUGAGGAAUGUCCGUCAUCUCUUUUCCUCUCCCGCCCAUUUUUUUUUAAUAUAAUAGCCUGUAGAAUACAUCAGUUAUUUUCAACUACUGUAAAGAUACUGGGGGUUGCAAAGGAAAUUUUUGGAGAGUGGUGGUUUACACUGACCUCUUUGUAUUUCAAGGCACUCAUAUU